Molecule: messenger RNA, 1552 nt
Organism: Melospiza melodia melodia
Lineage: Eukaryota; Metazoa; Chordata; Aves; Passeriformes; Passerellidae
Product: keratin-associated protein 10-2-like
Exons: 6
Coding region: 296-1552 (418 amino acids)
Source: RefSeq, a predicted model, not a curated record
AUCUAAGAAAGAGAAACAAAAAGUCCUGAUAGCCUUUCUCCCAAGGUCUGCCGGGUCUUAAGUUGUCACAGGGGCCCUGCCCUGGGCAUGUGACUGGACACUGUGGUUCCAGUUCAGCCACCCCAGCCCUGCAGUUGUGCUGCAGAAAGCCAAGCCGUGGGACAGGAGGUGCUUGUGACAACGAGCUUCUAUCAGGAGCCACAAGGAGCCCUGCAGCUGCUCGGUGCCUCUGGCCAACGCUUCCCUCUGCACAAGCCCUGCUUGAGCGAAUACUGAGGGAGCCAAGAGGGACGUGAUGCUGCCUGUGACCCGUGUGCUGGCCUUGGGCGCUUGGCUGGUGUCACUGGGCGAGGCUACACCAAGUGCCCCCCCAAUUUCCAUCUUCCAGAAGCCACCAGGGGUGAUCCCACCUGGAGGCUCCACCACCAUCUACUGCAUUUGCCAGUGCAGCAGUGGGAGCUUUAGGAUGUACAAGGGCGGCCACCAGCUCCCCACCCUGGAGCAGAGUGGUGGCAGGGCCAAGUUCUCCAUCUCUAAUGCCACCUACGAGGACAGAGGUAGCUACGUCUGCCAUUACCUGGAGGGAGACACUGAGCUGGCUCGAAGCACUGGACUGGAAGUCUUUGUGGAAGAGCUCCGUCUGCCCGGACCCAACCUCUCUGUCCUCCCUGGGCACGAGGUGGAUGUGGGAGCUGAGGUGAUGUUCCGCUGCACCACCACACAGCCCAGCACCAGCUGUUACCUGUACCUGGAGGGCCAGAUGGAAGUGCUGCUGUUCCUCAGGGAACAAGGGAACCACAAAUUCUCCCUCGUGCAGAAAGGUCACAGCGGCCGCUACAGCUGCCAGUGCAUGAAUGGUUGGAAAGAAUGGUCUGCUGUCAGCAACACCCUGGACCUGGUGGUGAGAGAUUACACGCUGUGCAACGCCGUGCGCCUGGCGCUGGCGGCCGCGCUGCUGCUCCUUACCGACCCCUGCACUGACCGCAGCACCGACCCCUGCACUGACCGCUGCACCGACCCCUGCUCUGACCGCUGCACCGACCCUUGCACUGACCGCAGCACCGACCCCUGCACUGACCCCUGCACUGACCCCUGCACCGACCCCUGCACUGACCCCUGCACUGACCCCUGCACUGACCGCUGCACCGACCCCUGCACUGACCCCUGCACCGACCCCUGCACUGACCCCUGCACUGACCGCUGCACUGACCGCUGCAUUGGCUGCUGCACUGACCCCUGCAGUGACCGCUGCACUGACCGCUGCACUGACCGCUGCACUGACUGCUGCACUGACCCCUGCACCGACCCCUGCAUCGACCGCUGCAGUGACCACUGCACUGACCGCUGCACCGACCCCUGCACCGACCACUGCACUGAUCACUGCACUGACCCCUGCACUGACCGCUGCAUUGGCUGCUGCACUGACCCCUGCUCUGACUGCUGCUCUAACCCGUGCUCUGACCGCUGCAUUGACCGCUGCACUAAUCCCUGCUCUGAUCCCUGCACUGCCCCCUGCACUGACUGCUGCAUUAAUCCCCCAGCCACACAGUGA